Chelonia mydas (Green sea turtle) is the source of this 4563-nucleotide messenger RNA. RefSeq names its product atypical chemokine receptor 2 (gene ACKR2). The record is from RefSeq and is a predicted model, not a curated record. Lineage: Eukaryota; Metazoa; Chordata; Testudines; Cheloniidae. Gene Ontology annotation, molecular function: C-C chemokine receptor activity. Gene Ontology annotation, cellular component: membrane. Bases 205 to 1287 code for a protein of 360 amino acids. The transcript is spliced from 3 exons. Gene Ontology annotation, biological process: inflammatory response; chemotaxis; G protein-coupled receptor signaling pathway.
AGUGGAGAAGUUGCUACAGCAGAGUCAGAUGGCUGGACUGUAACAGGAGAGGAUCAGGAGAAAGCAUUUUCAAAGCCAUCAGCGGAGAAGCUGCUGCAGCAGAGUCAGAUGGCUGGACUGUAACAGGAGAGGAUCAGGAGAAAGCAUUUAAUGUAACAGAGGGGUCUCUUGAAAAGUUUACCACCAAGGGUGGCAACAGUACCAAUGUCUACCAUGCCGCAUACCACAGAUAACCCAGCCAACCUGACUGACUACGAGUACCAAUACUUAGAGGAGGAGGAUUACAUCCAGUUUUUGCUUUGCACAAAGGAAAAUGUCAAGGCGUUUGGCAAGGUGUUCCUGCCAGUGCUCUAUACAACAGUGUUUCUGCUUGGAUUGGCUGGGAACUGUCUACUCUUUGCCAUCUUGAUCAAAUAUACCAAGAACAAGAAAAUGACCGAGGUGUAUCUGCUGAAUCUCACCAUUUCAGACCUUCUUUUCGUGGUAACCCUUCCCUUCUGGGCCAUGUACGCAGCGUCUCAGUGGGUGUUUGGGAAUGCCUUCUGCAAGAUCAUAAGUGUCAUCUACACCACCAACUUCUACAGUGGCAUCUUCUUUGUCAGCUGCAUGAGUCUGGACAAAUACCUGGAGAUUGUUCAUGGUUGGUCCAAUAAAAACUUAAGGGCCCCAAGAAAGAGCUUCCUUGUCUCUUCAGUAGUGUGGGUUAUUUCCAUAGUGCUGUCUAUUCCUGACUUUAUCUUCAUGCAGGUGCAGGAUCUCCACAACGGGAGACGAGUUUGCCACCUCAACUAUGGUCUGCACAACUCCAUCUGGCAGCUUCUCUUUCAAUUCCAGCAGAUCCUGCUAGGCUUCUUCCUUCCAUUCCUUUGCAUGGUGUUCUUCUACUCCCGCGUAGCUUGUGUCCUCACUGCGUUAAUGUCUCCUGGCAAGAAGAGAGCUCUCCGCCUGGUCGUUCUUUUGGUGGUAGUUUUCUUUGUGCUAUGGUUCCCGUACAACGUUACCCUCUUUCUGCAUUUGUUGCAAAACCUCCAUGUGAUUAAGGGUUGUGAAACUAGCAAGCACUUGGACUACGCUAUGCAAGUGACUGAGAGCGUUGCCUUUAUUCAUUGUUGCCUCAACCCCUUGCUGUAUGCUUUUGUGAACAAACGGUUCAGGUUACACUUAAAGAAGAUUUUUGGGGCCAUAUUCAGGAGGCAGGAUUUCUUUGUUCUCCAGGUGUCCGAGACAAGUCGUUCUUCUAGUAGGUGCACCGACCAAGUAGAAAUGACAAGCAUCACAAAUGUGUAAUGAAUAUUUAGAGAAUUUCAUUGCUGUACAUGUUUUAUUAUCACAUAUUGUACUGUUUCUGGCGUGGAACUCAUUCUGGAGUGAUGUAUGCAUAAGCGGUUGGAGCACAGACCUGGGAAUCACGAAGGACCAAGUAUUAAUCCCAGCUCUAGCACUGGGAUCAGUUGUUUUGGGCAAAUCACAACCUGCCUCUGCCUCAGUUUCCCUAUCUGUGAACUCAUGGGGAUGGUAAUAAUUUGUUGGGAGGAUUUUUCUAGAAUGGUGUAAAUAUGGAGUAAUCCCACUGAAGUUGGGAAUCAUUUUUGCAUUUACACCGGUGUGUCUGAGAGCAGAAUCUGUCCCUGUAAUCAGUCACAAUGAGGAUACUCCAACAGAAUGGAAUUUGGCCGUGCAACUAGAGUUACAAAGGGAUUACUCUGGAUUUAUACUGGUGUAACUGGCAGCUAAAAUUUGUCUGAUGUUUGUAAAGCAUGUGGGCCCAGAUCUGGACUUCCAGAGUCUUUGGGCUCCUAACUCCUAUUGAAAUAAAUGAAAGUUAGGCACCUAAAUAUCUUGGAGAAUCUGGGCUGUGGCGCAAACUGAGUGUGUGAGGCAGAGUGGCCUCCCUCCAAGCCUGACAGGGAGGAAACACUCCACAUCUCCUGACUGGGCAGAACCAAGCUAGCCCUGUCCCUGUGCUGGAAGUGGAGGGGCAGGACAGGAAGUAUAAAAGGAAGGCCUUCCAGCUAAGUUGGAUUGGAGCCAGACAUCUCUACCUUGCUGUGGAACUCUGGACCAGAGACCGAGCUGUGCAGUGCCCCAGGAAGAGACCAGCUGGGGAGAGGAGUUGGUGGACAGGGGUCCCAUGCAUUUACCCCGAGGAGACUGAAGACCUAUGGAUGAAGGAGCCACACCAAGGAAGGGUGGUUGGAAGUAGCUGAGGGGAACCAGACAUUAGCCCAGUUAUGUGGCCAGUAAAUGAGUCAGCAUGUUUCGGUGACUUCCCUGCUGACCCAGUGGUGGGACCACCCACGACUGUUCGGGCUCUGGGCUGGGACCUGGUAGAGUAGAGGGGCCUGGGUCCUCCUUCCCCCUGCUGCCAACCCCACCCCUGAGGUGGGGGGUCUAUUCACCCCAGGCCAGAAGGCCUGUGGCUCUGCCCUGCCCAGAGGAGUAGAGCCCCAGACUACGUCUGCUGUCUGCUCCAGCUUGAAGGAUUUAGCUAAAAGCUGCUCUUUACUCUCCCUGGCCAGAGGGUCAAGGCAAUAGAUUGUAGAUUGCUAUCUGCCUCAGCCAGGAGGCUGGGCAAUAGACUGUGUGCUGUUCUGUCCUGACCACAGGGUCAGAGACCUAACCUUCUUAAUGACUGCUUACUAUGUUACAUAGUGAGGCCGAGCGGGGAGGGACAACCACAGACCCACUGCACUGAGCAAACUGAGUUCUAAGUAUUAUCAGCGAGGGCGUACACAAACACAUACACACAGAGAGAUCUGGAUUACGUACAAUUUAGAUGUCAAAUACAGUGAAACCUGGUGUAAUGGGCUGUCCACCCCACCCCGCACAAGAGUGGAAGUGGUUAAUGGAGGGCAAGUGGGCCAAUUAACCUAGUAGAUUGAAUACUGAAAGGAAAACCCUGAUGAGAGGAACAGGUUUAUCUGUGAAGGAACAGGCGAGGCCUAUAUCAAGCCAGGUGGCUGGCUACAGAUAGGUAGUGAUUGCUGGGAAAGGCUGCAGGGAAGUAGACUGCAGUCAUUCCCUGAGUGGAGGGAGGUGGCAAACCCAGAGAGGGGGGAAGCCAGAUAAGUAGGAAGAAGCCCAGGGAAACAGCCGCAAGAGGUAGGAGUAUGCAGGGACUGUGGUUGCUUGUUAUAGAGUUCCUGGGCGGGAACCCGGGCUAGAGGGUGGACCUGUGUUCCCCUCGCAGUCACUGGCAAGUGGAAAGGGCAUUGGAGAUGCUAGCCAGCCAGUGGGUCUGGAAGGACUCUGAAUUCCCUGGAAGGGGAGGAUCUUAGUGACCCAGCCCGAGGGCCAAGCCACGAAGAGGAGACUGCAGUUCCUGGUGUGCGAGGGGCUGCAGGGCAAGAUAGUACAGGAGAAGAUCUUGCCAGAAGGGAAGCACAAUGCAGAGCUAAUUCCCAGGACAGCCAGCAGGAGGCGCCACUAGCAGUGAGUGAACCCUGUGACACCUGGUCUACCAGGCCCCUGCCCUGCUGAUCACUAGGAUUUCAGUUUUUCCAAAUGCAUCACACUCUAUUAUGUGGCUACUUGUAACAAUAGCUAGAGAAAUAUCAGAUGCAGUGCCUUUGGUGGCUGCUGUUGAUGGAUUUCAUGAUAAAUCCUUCCCUUACCCGUACUGCACACUGACAGUGGCCCAGUGACUAUGCAAUCCUCUGAAUCGCUCCCACACACCCCAACCUCUCUAGCUUUUUAGGAAUGGAAGCUUCACGUGAUUCUUAAAUAUGUAUGUCCCUUUCAAGAGGGAGACUGAAGUCCUAAGGUAAAAUCUGGUCAGCCAGCACUGCAAUAAAUGCUAGUUGUGGUGGGUGGCAAAACUUCAAUGGGCUUCAGUGGCAGAGGCCUCUAUCUUUGAGGUCAAUGUCCCAGAAAUCCUAAGGAUGUUUUUAUUAUGCAUCCAGUGAAAGGUGGUGAGGGUUUUGGAAUCACCAUAAUUGCUUUAUUGCCAUUAGAUUUGCUCUAACAACGAGGAGUACUUGUGGCACCUUGGAGACUAACAAAUUUAUUUGGGCAUAAGCUUUCGUGGGCUAAAACCCACUUCAUCAGAUGCACGGAGUGGAAAAUACAGUAGGAAGAUAUAUAUACACAUAGUACAUGAAAAGAUGGGAGUUGCCUUACCAAUUCUAACGAGACAAUUCAAUUAAAGUGGGCUAUUAUCAGCAUGAGGAAAACAUCACUUUUGUAGUGGUAAUCAGGGUGGCCCAUUUCAAACAGUUGACAAGAAGGUGUGAGUAACAGUAGGGGGAAAUUAGCAUGGGGAAAUUCGUUUUUAGUUCUUGUAGUGACCCAUCCACUCCCGGUCUUUAUUCAGGCCUAAUUUGAUGGUGUCCAGUUUGCAAAUUAAUUCCAGUUCUGCAGUUUCUUGUUGGAGUCUGUUUUUGAAGUUUUUUUCCGUGAAGAAUGGCCAUUUUAAAGUCUGUUAUUGACUGUCCAGGGACGUUGACGUGUUCUCCUACUGGUUUUUGAAUGUUACAAUUCUUGAUGUCUGAUUUGUGUCCGUUUAUUCUUUUGCGUAGAGACUGUCCGGUUUGGCCAACGUACAUGGCAGAGGGGCAUUGCUGG